This is a messenger RNA of Trichoderma virens Gv29-8, 1414 nucleotides long. RefSeq lists its product as uncharacterized. Gene Ontology annotation, molecular function: epoxide hydrolase activity. Bases 44 to 1351 code for a protein of 435 amino acids. Lineage: Eukaryota; Fungi; Ascomycota; Sordariomycetes; Hypocreales; Hypocreaceae. The transcript has a single exon. Gene Ontology annotation, biological process: epoxide metabolic process. The record is from RefSeq and is a predicted model, not a curated record.
AUCAAAACAAAAUCUCGCAGGAUUUCACUACACGUGUUAAACGAUGGCCAGCCAAGAUAUACCUCGACAACCGCUCACUCUUACGGAUGAGGAUCUCAAUCUUACAUUCAGUGCGACUUACACUGAGUCUGUCAAACCAUUCAGAGUUUCCGUAAAGCAGGCCUUCGUGGACCAAACCAGACUCAAAGCUUCAUUAACUCGCUUCAUCGAUACAGAGUUUCAGCCCCCCAACAACCAACCAGAAUUCACUGAUGGCCCUCCCACUCACGCGGCCAAGACAAUUGCUACUCACUGGGCAAAUGUAUACAACUGGCGAGCUGUCGAGGAUGAUAUUAACAAUCGCCUGACACAGUUCACGACGAUUGUGCGAACACCCGAUACGGCAUAUACGGAGCCCAUUCCCCUUCACUUCGUACAUCAUCGCUCCCCUCGUCCUAAUGCUAUACCUCUUCUGUUUGUCCACGGCUGGCCCGGCUCAUUCCUCGAAGUCGCCGACAUAAUUCGGCUACUCACACAUCCUCCCGACGACUCUGCACCGGCUUUCCAUGUGGUAGCCCCAUCGAUUCCUGGUUACGGUUUCUCACCAUCUCCCCGCGCACCUGGAUUCGGAUACCGCCAAGCUGGUGCUGCUUUUAAUAACCUAAUGCAGGAUCAUCUAGGGUACAGUCGGUACGUGGCGCAAGGCGGAGAUGCCGGAGAUUUUAUCAUUAGAUAUGCGGCAGUGGAUUUCCCGGACGCUGUUGUGUCCUUGCACUCCAACUUCUGGGUUGUUCCACCAACCGAUGAGGAUCGUACGAAGCUCAAGGAAGGGAAAUCCACGUUAGAGGAGGCUGAUAUAAUUCGUCGGCUAGAUGGUUUCUCUGGUCAACAUUGGGCUUACGGACACCUCCAUCAAACACGGCCUUUGAGAUUGGCACAUGCAAUGACCGACUCACCAGUGGGAUUGGCCAUGUGGAUAUACGAUGUAUUGGUACCAUGUGUCGAAGAGGAAAACGUCGCCAGAAUCUGGACGCCAGACCGGGUCAUUACAUGGACUAUGAUGCACUGGAUUCCCGGACCAUAUGCGGCGUUUUCGCUUUACAAACACGGUGCAGCCGAUGGUGCCAUAUCUAUCUCUGGAAUCGAAAACCUCCCAUAUGUAAAGCAGCCUGUAGCCAUCAGUCAGUUUCCACACGACAUUUGGUAUCGAACACCGUUAGAUUGGGCAAAAAGAAAUGGUAAUGUGAAAAGGAGCAUUGUACACGAGAAGGGUGGGCACUUUCCGGCAUUAGAGAUACCGGAAGUGCUGGCAAGGGAUAUAUGGCAAUUCUUUGGUAAUGCAAAAGAGAGUGGAACAGAAGUUUUUAAAUAAAAGGAUAAAUUAUAAUAAAGAAUAUACUAGGAAUAAAGUAAAGAAAUAAGUUAAAAUUUAUUU